AUGAACCCCACGGGUAUAGCAGACACCACCCUGGAUGAAAGCAUCUAUAACAAUUAUUAUCUUUAUGAAAGCAUCCCCAAACCUUGCACCAAGGAAGGUAUCAAGGCAUUUGGGGAGCUCUUCCUGCCCCCCCUCUACUCCUUGGUCUUUCUGUUUGGUCUGCUUGGAAAUUCUGUGGUGGUUCUGGUCCUGUUCAAGUACAAGCGGCUCAAGUCCAUGACCGACGUGUACCUGCUCAACCUCGCCAUCUCGGACCUGCUCUUCGUGCUCUCGCUCCCUUUCUGGGGCUACUAUGCCGCAGACCAGUGGGUGUUCGGGCUCGGCCUCUGCAAGCUCGUUUCCUGGAUGUACCUGGUGGGCUUCUACAGCGGCAUAUUCUUCAUCACACUCAUGAGCAUCGAUAGGUACCUGGCCAUUGUGCACGCGGUCUUCUCCCUGAGAGCGAGGACCUUGACUUACGGGGUCAUCACCAGCGUGGCCACGUGGGCAGUGGCUGUGCUCGCCUCCCUCCCAGGCCUUGUGUUCAGCACGUGUUAUACUGAGCGCAACCACACCUACUGCAAAACCAAGUAUUCUUUCAACUCCACGAGGUGGAAGGUUCUGAGCUCCCUGGAGAUCAACCUUCUAGGGCUGGUGAUCCCCUUGGGGAUCAUGCUGUUCUGCUACUCCAUGAUCAUCAGGACCUUGCAGCACUGCAAAAAUGAGAAGAAGAACAAGGCAGUGAAGAUGAUCUUUGCCGUGGUGGUCCUCUUCCUGGGGUUCUGGACCCCUUACAACGUGGUGCUCUUCCUGGACACCCUGGUGGAGCUGGAGGUCCUUCAAGACUGCACCUUUGAGAGACACCUGGACUAUGCCAUUCAGGCCACAGAGACCCUGGCUUUCGUUCACUGCUGCCUUAAUCCGGUCAUCUACUUUUUCCUGGGGGAGAAAUUUCGCAAGUACAUCGUACAGCUCUUCAAAACCUGCCGGGGCACUUUGGUGCUCUGCCAGUACUGUAGGCUCCUCCCGAUUUACCCCGACACCCCCAGCUCAUCUUACACACAGUCCACGGUGGACCACGACCUCCACGACGCUCUGUAAAAGAUGAAAAUGCAAAAAGCAGAGUUAAUAAGCUUCCCAAAUUAAGAGCUUAUUUAAAACUGUAUUGUAGUAAGAGUUUCCUGAACAAGUACCGGGAAGAAGAAUUAUAUCCACUGCAAAAAACUGUAGGGCUUCUCACCCUGCAGUCAGCUUUUCUUCCUGCCAAGUACAGGUUCAGUGUGGCCAGAGUUCACCCGGACCAAGGUGUCCUUCCUCGCACCAGGCUUUCCUGCAGGGAUGAGUAAACCCGAGGAGGAUUCUGAGCAGUGUUUCAAUGAGGAGAUGGAUGAUUUUGGAAAGGGAACACCAAUCCCUUCUAACCUGAACUCAUGGGAUUCUCCAGAGGGGACUGUAGAGAAUUGACUGGGGGAGUAAAUCGCUACUUCUUGCUGUGAAAAUGAGCCCUUUAAUUAACUUCUAGCUUUUUGUGAAACAAUAUAGAAAACUUCGGCAUGCUGUCCCAGUGUUUUCCUAAGAAUAUAUCUGAAGCAUGGUAUACUCCAUGAAGUCAGGUGUCUACAGAAACGAAUAGUGAAGUAAUGAACUUAGAUCUUGAUUCUUUUAUUGUAAAGGAUUAUUUGUUAAUGGAAGCCAAGCUUUCAAUGCUGAUUACA
Messenger RNA from Balaenoptera acutorostrata (minke whale), 1694 nucleotides. It is a transcript of the gene CCR4, whose product is annotated as C-C motif chemokine receptor 4. Gene Ontology annotation, molecular function: C-C chemokine receptor activity. Gene Ontology annotation, cellular component: membrane. Gene Ontology annotation, biological process: inflammatory response; G protein-coupled receptor signaling pathway; chemotaxis. The transcript has a single exon. The record is from RefSeq and is a predicted model, not a curated record. Lineage: Eukaryota; Metazoa; Chordata; Mammalia; Artiodactyla; Balaenopteridae. The coding region runs from base 1 to 1080 and encodes 359 amino acids.